CUUUAUUAAGAUACAUUCAAGAAACUUCCAACUUUUUUCGUCUGUAUUGUAUCAAUGGCAACAUCGUCUGGGAGAUAUUUCUUAUCUACUCAUUUUUGGGGACCAGUUGCAAAUUGGGGAUUUGUUGUGGCUGGACUCAGUGAGAUUCGCAAAGACCCUGAACGUAUUUCUGGUCGUAUGACUGGUGUAUUAUGUUUUUACAGCAUCUUGUUUAUGCGCUUUGCUAUCGCCGUUCAACCUCGUAACAUGCUGUUGUUCGCAUGCCACUUUUGCAACUCGAGCGUUCAAGCAGCUCAGCUAUAUAGGCUUUACAACUAUCGGAAAAACCAACCCCCUGCAGCAAAUGUGUUAGAUGCUAAGUGAUUCUUUGUACUACAAUGUGAGAUGGUGAUGCCCAUCAUGAGCAUUUAAUCAUAG
Messenger RNA from Babesia bovis T2Bo, 417 nucleotides. Its product is annotated as Mitochondrial pyruvate carrier 1 family protein. Lineage: Eukaryota; Apicomplexa; Aconoidasida; Piroplasmida; Babesiidae. Gene Ontology annotation, cellular component: mitochondrial inner membrane. Bases 55 to 363 code for a protein of 102 amino acids. The record is from RefSeq and is a predicted model, not a curated record. Gene Ontology annotation, biological process: pyruvate import into mitochondria. The transcript has a single exon.